Molecule: messenger RNA, 1559 nt
Organism: Juglans regia (Persian walnut)
Lineage: Eukaryota; Viridiplantae; Streptophyta; Magnoliopsida; Fagales; Juglandaceae
Exons: 4
Coding region: 114-1193 (359 amino acids)
Source: RefSeq, a predicted model, not a curated record
UGUCGCCGUUUCAAUUUCAAAACCGUUAAAACCGAUAUCAUUCACCCUCCUCCAAAAGAGUUGGGGUCUCCAUUCAAUACCUCUACCAUUCUUUGUACAACAAAUAGUCAGCCAUGCCUUCAAGGUCAUCUACAAAGAGACGGAAAGCAACAAAACCUGCCAAGAAAAUGAAGAACACCACGAACCCCACCUACCAUUCUUCACCUAAUUUUCAACUGCAAGGAUUUCAAGGGAAUGAGACAGAGGUUGAUGCUGGUGAUCGUCUAUUAGUUGGAGAAGAGGAAGUAAAAGAGAGGUAUUGUUCAUCUUUUCUAUCAGUGACUACUGCACGUCAUAACAAAAUGGAACCUUCAAAUGGCGAAAUAGAUGAGACCCAGAAAGUAGAAUCAGAGGAAGAGAAGAGGGAGGUGCAAAGUGUGGUCGAAUCUUCAAAUGGGGAAUUGGAGGAGACGCUGAAAGUGGAAUUCCAGGCCGAGGACAAGGAGGUGGUAGGCCAGGAUGUUGGGGAUGUCGAAGCUGUCGUUGAAUCCGUUAGAGAAAUUGUCCUUGAUGGGGAUUCUGAGCUAGUGGAUGAAACGUCUGAUGGGGUUGAUCGGGGUUUGACAAGUUGCAGCUUUGACAAAGAGGAAACAGUUAAUGAGAAGAGUUCCGAGGUGGUUUAUUCAGGAGAGUUAGAGGAGGAGAAAGAGGUUUCUAGCUCAGUUGCUGACUUUGAGCCUGUUGUAUCUUUGCCCAAGGAUUUCAUCCAAGGAGUAGAAGAACUUGUUGAGAAUUCGAUUGGAUUAGAAUCGAAAGAAAGGGAGGAGAACAAUGUUUCAGCUUCCGAGGCUCUAACAGAUGUUGUGUCCGAGGGAAUUGAGGAAACAACGUUGCCGAACUUGGAUGAGAAUGGCUGGGUUCCUGUGGUGGUAACAGAUCAUGUGGUUUCAGAAAGAAUUGAAGAAACAAAAUUGCUCUCUUCCGAUGUGAGUGUAGGGGAGGCAUCAAAAGAGAAUGUUAAAAAUUUGUUGCAGCCGUUGGCCAGUGCUCCGGUUGUUGACACGGGUAAUGCUGUCGAAGAGGGCAACAAGACUGGGAUUCCUGAAAGCACUGGAAAUCCGCAUGUCGUCUCUUUGCAUCAACGCAUCCUGCAACCAACUUCUUGGAGGAGUUGCUGUGGACUUUUUGAAGUUCUCCACCGCUCUGAUAGAUAACUUAAGAAAGCUGAUUGUCGUCGUGGAAAAGUACUUAAACCAUGAGUGAAGCUUUCACAGCGAGCAUUAGUCAAGUGUGCAAGAAUUAAUUAUCUGUUGUAGCACAUAGAAGAAGCAUGAAUGGACUGCCCUGGAGAAAUGUGUUGAGCAAGAGAGUCUGGAAUUUUCAUGCAACUCAGAACUGGUGUGUGCGUGUGGUGUGUUUUAUUAUGUUCGGUGUUUUCUAUCUUUUUACUCUUUUACAUAUUCUUUCCUAUAUUCAGAAGCGUUGUUCGGUUUUAACAGUGAUGAUUAUGUCAGGAAUUCAUUGUCAAUAGUACACAAUAUUUUCUAGCAAACAUUAACAUUGUGAUUUGUUCAUUCCCA